CCGCUGAUGGGUAACAUGUCACUUGAGUAACUGCUCUUCAGUCGGUGUUUCUCUUCUGCAUUAAUGUUUUAAUCAACAUGGCUUUUCUGAGAUCAGCUCUGACUUAUUCCAACCGUUUGUCAUCGACUCUGAGACAAGAGACAAACAUCAUUUACAUCAAGAGGAAUCUCUUUCUGUCCAGAGGGAGACUAUACAAUCGUGCAGACGAAAAGUUCAUUAGCUUCAGGCGAUCAUGCAGCUCCACAGCCACCACAGCAGAGAAAAACGACUCAUUCCUCAAAUGGUUCUUGUUGCUCAUCCCUGCCACCACCUUUGGCCUUGGAACAUGGCAGGUGAAGCGGCGUCAGUGGAAAAUACAGCUCAUUGAUAAUCUGGCUAAACUCACCACAGCAGAGCCCAUUCCUCUGCCUCCUGACCCUCAUGAACUGAGUAAUCUGGAGUACAGAAGGGUGAGAGUGCAUGGACACUAUGACCACUCAAAGGAGCUGUACGUUAUGCCGCGUUCCCCAGUCGACCCGGAGAAAGAGGCCAGAGAGGCAGGAAGCCUGUCUUCAAGUGGAGAAACUGGAGCCAACGUCAUCACCCCAUUUCACUGUAAAGACCUGGGUAUCACGAUCCUGGUGAACAGAGGAUACGUCCCCAGGCAGAAAAUAAAACCAGAAACCAGGAUGAAAGGACAGGUGGAAGGUGAUGUGGAAGUAGUUGGUAUAGUCAGGCUCACGGAGACGCGACAGCCCUUUGUACCAAAGAAUGACGUGGAGAGAAACCAGUGGCAUUACCGUGACCUGGAGGCCAUGUCUCACGUCACAGGAGCUGAACCCAUUUUUAUUGAUGCAGAUUUUGGAAGCACGGUUCCUGGUGGGCCCAUAGGUGGACAGACAAGAGUUUCACUGAGGAACGAACACUUGCAGUACAUCAUUACAUGGUAUGGCUUAUGUGCAGCUACGUCCUACAUGUGGUUCUCAAAAUUUAUCAAGGUGGUUAAAGUUUAAAAACUUUGAAAUUGUUUCAAAAAUUCUCCCAAAGAACUGUACUCGAUUUGAUCUGCAUUAGCUUCAGGUUAUUGUACAAUUUACACUAUUGCUCUCAAAUAAAGUUUUUAGUGCUUGGAAUCCUGUCAUUUACAUUACCAACAAAUAUGAAGAUGCCGAGAGUCUACCAGCUAAGCAGAAAAUACCUAAAUAAGAUGUACAAAUACUGUCUGCUAUUGAAAAUGGCAUCAGUCCUCUGCUUUGAGGCACAUCUGUCCACUGGCAAAAUAUGAACCAUUAUGUUAUAUUACUUGCGGUUCUAACAAAAUAAAUUAAACUCACUCAGCACAUACUUUUAGGACACAUUUUAUUCCAAACAAUUUAACCAAGCUUGGUGGCCAGUUCCUUGGCCUUUGCCUUCUCAAUCUUAUUGAUGCGAGCUGUGGACUUGGGGCCCAUGAUGCCACCUCCCCAAUGACGACGGAUCUGAAACAAAGUUAAAGUUAGUUAAAUGUGCAUUUUCUUCCAUCACAUCUAACGCAGUAACACUGAUACUGCCAUUAGGUUGGCACCUUAAUCUUGUUGUAUGAUGUUGCAAUGACAAUAAAGUUCAUCUUAUUUAUUACGAAUA
Messenger RNA from Betta splendens (Siamese fighting fish), 1602 nucleotides. Its product is annotated as surfeit locus protein 1. Gene Ontology annotation, biological process: mitochondrial respiratory chain complex IV assembly. NCBI's taxonomy places the organism in Eukaryota, Metazoa, Chordata, Actinopteri, Anabantiformes, Osphronemidae. The coding region runs from base 78 to 992 and encodes 304 amino acids. Gene Ontology annotation, cellular component: membrane; mitochondrion. The transcript has 9 exons. The record is from RefSeq and is a predicted model, not a curated record.